Molecule: messenger RNA, 1257 nt
Organism: Malania oleifera
Lineage: Eukaryota; Viridiplantae; Streptophyta; Magnoliopsida; Santalales; Ximeniaceae
Product: polygalacturonase inhibitor-like
Exons: 1
Coding region: 76-1104 (342 amino acids)
Molecular function (GO): protein binding
Source: RefSeq, a predicted model, not a curated record
CCCACUUGGCACAAUGCACACAGACAUCUCUCCCUCCUCAUAUAUUUAUAGGUUUCAUCUCUUUCAACAUUGUCCAUGACACAGAGUAGAAGCAGAGCAAUGGCGCCUCCUCCAGUAAACUCCAUCAUCCUCUCUUUCCUUCUCCUCUUCUUCAUCCUCCCUUCUACUACUCUCUCGGAACGCUGCAACCCAAAAGACAAAAAGGUUCUCCUCCAAAUCAAGAAAGCCCUAAACAACCCCUACCACCUCGCCUCCUGGAACCCUAAAACCGACUGCUGCGACUGGUACUGCAUCGAAUGCGACCUAAACACCAGUCGCAUCACCGCCCUCAACAUUUUUUCAGGCCAAAUCUCCGGCCAAAUCCCCGCCGAAGUCGGGGACCUGCCCUUCCUCGAAACCCUUAUCUUCCGCAAGCUCUCCAAUCUCAGCGGCAACAUCCCCCCCUCCGUCGCCAAACUCAAACGCCUCAAGACGAUCCGCGUAAGCUGGACCAACAUCUCCGGCGAAGUCCCCGGCGCCAUCCUGAGCCAGCUCAAGAACCUCAACUACCUCGAUCUCUCCUUCAACAACCUCUCCGGAAAAAUUCCCCCUUCCCUCUCGACCCUCCCCAAUCUCGGCGCCCUCCACCUAGACCGGAACCGCCUCACCGGCGAGAUCCCCGAGGAGUUCGGAAACUUCUGGCCGAACUUCCCCGACCUUUAUCUCUCCCACAACCAGCUGUCCGGACCGAUCCCUAAAUCGCUGGGGCGAUUGAACUUCUCGACAAUCGAUUUCUCGAGGAACGCCCUGGAAGGAGACGCGUCGAUGCUGUUCGGCACGAACAAGUCCGUCCAGAUCGUGGAUUUGUCGAGGAACAAGCUUCAGUUCGAUCUGACGAAUGUUGAGUUUCCGCAGAGCUUGACGUCCCUGGACUUGAACCAUAACCAGAUUUUCGGGAGUUUGCCGGCGACAUUGACGGAUCUGGAGCUCCAGUAUGUGAAUGUUAGUUACAAUCGGCUGUGCGGGAUGAUUCCAGUCGGCGGGAAGUUGCAGAGUUUCGAUUACUCAUCUUAUUUCCAUAACAAGUGCUUGUGCGGGGCUCCGCUUGCAAGCUGCAAGAAGUGAAGUCCGCGGCCGGAAUGAUCGGCAGCGGGAGAUUGGCCGGAGAAAAACAGUAGGUUUGAUGUUUGAAGUACGAGGAUGGCGAUGGGGCCAACGUCUAUAUUUUAUUUCCCGCGUAGCUUUGACUAUGAUGUUUUAAUAAAAAUUAAUUUACAA